GCACAUGGAUAAUUAUAAAAGAAGGUUUGAGUAAAAUUUCUUGAUAGGUAACACUGAAACUAGCAAAGCAGCUUCACACACACACACGAACAGAAACACAAACAACUGCAAAAAAAUCAUGAUGAGUAGAGAUGGAUUAAUCCAUGUUGCUAUGCUGCCAUGGUCAGCAUUUGGCCAUCUUAUCCCAUUUCUCCAGCUCUCCAUCGCCUUAGCCAAAUCAGGGAUCCACGUCUCCUUCCUCGCAACUCCAAGAAACAUCCUCAGACUCCCCAAAAUCCCUCCAAAUCUGUCAAAUCUCAUAGAUUUUGUGCCCCUUCCACUCCCCAAACCCGAAUCAAGUCCCCUGCCUGAAUCAGCCGAAGCCACCGUGGACAUCCCCUCCGACAAGAUCCAGUACCUGAAGCUCGCCUGUGAUCUCCUCCAGGAACCCGUCAGGGGUUUCGUUUCAGAAAAAUCACCCCACUGGAUAAUUGUCGACUUUUUCCAUCACUGGGCUGUUGAUAUUGCUCAGGAUUUCAACAUCCCGAUUGUCAGAUUCUGCGUUGUUUCUGCUGCAACAGUAGUUUUCUUCGGCGCUCAUAAGGUUCCCGUUGACGGCGACAAAAGAAUGUUGCCUCAGAGCUGGACUCUCCCGCCCAAAUACAUCGAUUUUUCGUCGACAGUUGCGUACAAGAAGCACGAGGCUGAAGAAAUGCACGCUGGAUAUUUCGGGCUGAACGCGUCGGGAAUGCCUGACGGCUCCCGGGUAGCUAAAAUAAUUCGAGCAUGUGAUGCGAUUGCCUUGCGCACCUGCCCUGAAUUCGAAGCCGAUUACUUGAAACUGCAUGAGAAACUCACCGGAAAGCUUGUCUUUCCGGUGGGAUUCCUCCCGCCCGAAAAAAUGAAGCGGAGAUCACCAACUUCCAAUGAAGAACCGUGGAGCGGAAUUUUCCAGUGGUUGGACAAACAAAACCCAAGAUCAGUUGUUUUCGUGGGGUUCGGCAGCGAGUGUAAACUGAACAAAGAUCAAAUUCACGAGAUAGCACACGGGGUUGAGCUUUCCGGGCUGCCAUUUUUAUGGGCCCUGAGAAAACCCGACUGGGCUGACGACGAUGAGGAUGCGUUUCCGGCAGGGUUCCGCGAGCGGACCGCCGCGAGAGGAGUGGCGCACGUUGGAUGGGCGCCGCAGAGGGAGGUUCUUAGCCACCCGUCUGUUGGAGGGUGUUUGUUCCACGCGGGAUGGGGGUCGAUUAUAGAGAGUUUGCAGUACGGUCAUUGUCUUGUUUUUCUGCCGUUCAUCAUCGAUCAGCCAUUGAAUGCGCGGCUGUUGGUGGAGAAGGGUUUGGGGUGGGAAGUUGAAAGGGGUGAAGAUGGGUCGUUCAGCAGAUAUGACAUUGCGAAAGCAUUGGAGAAAGCUAUGGUUUUGAAGGAAGGAGAAGAAGUUAGGGUAAGGGGUAGGGAAGCUGGUGAUGGGAUUUUUGGAGAUGAAAAACUCCAUCAUUCUUAUGUUGAGAAAUUUGUUGAGUACCUUAAGAAUCAUAAAUUUUAAUUUAAUUUGAAUA
Sesamum indicum (sesame) is the source of this 1541-nucleotide messenger RNA. The record is from RefSeq and is a predicted model, not a curated record. Lineage: Eukaryota; Viridiplantae; Streptophyta; Magnoliopsida; Lamiales; Pedaliaceae.